Molecule: messenger RNA, 765 nt
Organism: Aspergillus niger
Lineage: Eukaryota; Fungi; Ascomycota; Eurotiomycetes; Eurotiales; Aspergillaceae
Exons: 2
Coding region: 1-765 (254 amino acids)
Source: RefSeq, a predicted model, not a curated record
AUGCAACGGUGUGUGAAUGAUAAGCCUAUGGUUAUUGGGGAUAGGACCAAUGUUGACCUUCCAGAUUUACCGCCUAGGGAUGGCGUGAAGGAUGUAAAUCGGCAGGCAGUUCCGAAGCCGGGCAGAGGUGGUACGCAAAAGAGCAGGAUUAAUAUGUUGCAUGCGCUGGCAAACAUUGAACAAUGGGCGAUCGAUCUGGCGGUCGAUAUCUGUGUGCGGUUCGCGAAGUUUCAGACGAACUCGGCUGAUGCGCUGGGUCUUCCUCGGGCGUUCUUCCACGACUGGUUGAAGGUCGCUAACGACGAGGCGAAGCAUUUCUCUCUCCUUCGGACCAGGCUGGAGGAGCUUGGUUCGUAUUUCGGUGCCCUUCCGGUCCACCAUGGACUGUGGGACUCUGCGACCGUGACAGCCCAUGAUCUGCGCGCUCGGAUCAGCAUUAUUGCGUUGGUGCAUGAGGCGCGCGGUUUGGAUGUGAAUCCAGUGACGAUCGAUAAGUUCCGCAAGGCUGGAGAUGGGGAUAGUGUUGACACGCUGGAGAUUAUCCACAAUGAUGAGAUCACCCAUGUCACGACAGGUCAUCGCUGGUUGACCUGGAUUUGUGCCCAGGAGGAGACGGACCCUGUGCAGGUGUUCCGGGGUAAUGUGCAGAAGUAUUUCCGUGGGCCGUUGAGGGAGCCGUUCAAUACAGAGGCUAGACUGCAGGCUGGUCUGGAUAAGAGAUACUACGAGGAUCUCUCGGGGUACGAGGGAAUUCAGCCUGCUUGA